GAACUUACGAUCGUUGACGUCGACGUCGCCGUCACAAUUGCUGCAAAUAAUGAAAUUUUUACAUCAAUUUUAUUGGCACGAGUCACGUAAUUUGCAGCUUCGUUUGUGUAUCUUCGAGCCCCAUUACGAUCGCCGACCAGGACUAAUAUCUGCGACGAGGUUGUGUAAAUGUUACUAUACACGAUAGAGAGAGACCGUAGACCGAACACAUGUCAGCUGUUGAAUACUCUCACCAGGCAACCUGGAACACGUCAUCGUCAUCGGAUUGAUUGUCUCGCUAGCUCGUGUUCGUGAAAAGAGAGAUGAAUUUCGGUGCUCGCGUUCUGAUUCUCAUCGUCCUUCCCGGCGGCUGCUGGCUGCUGCCUGUAUCAACGACGAUGGUGGUUCUCGACUCUCGUGUACCGGAUUACAUAUUUUACUCUUGCUCCUCUCCUGUGGUUCGAUUGAACUACGAAGACGACGUCGAAAGGUGUCACGAUCAUUGUGAAGAUGUAGGAAGUUUCAGUUUACAGUUUCCCCUCCGGCGCAGUGUACGAAAAAAACCGCUUCAUUGUUUCUCUUUCAAGAGGUGUACGAACUCCAGCCAUUCCUCUACCUUUCACUUUAUCUACUACAAGGUGGUGUUUUCAUUAGGCGGGAAAAAUUACUACGUUGUGUAGCGGUAUUGGUGCGGAUUUUGGUGCUGUCGGAGGUGGAUUUAUAUUGAUCGAACGAAUCGUACGAAAAAGUCCAUCUUAAAUGUGCACUUACACAAUGGAGUCCAUUGUGGACCCUUGCGAUUCGGCCGAUACCUUGGACCUGGAUCCAGAUUGGCUGAACAAAUACAUGGAAACGGAAAACGUAUUCUUAGACUAUUUGAAAUCGCUCACAUUUACCUCUCCGUCCAACGUAGACAUGGCGGAUUCCAUUUUACCCGAAUACGACGGCUCCGAGAACGGAUUCGAAGCCUUAGAUAAUCUGUGCGAACUGCUAGUUUCACUAUGCGAUAGUCAAUUAAACCGUCACGAGUCUAUCGAGUCAACUUCCACUGUACCGAGUCAAGAUUCCAAGAAACUCGAGCCCAGAAAUAAAAGAUCCCUUAAGUGUUUAUCUUCUCAUUAUGGUAAAGAAUUACAGGUCAAACCAAACCGAGCCCGAAGUCACUCGAGUGUCGGAGUCGACGAAAUUCUCAAAACUCAUCACGAUUUGGCUGAAAUCGCCUCAUCGGAAUCUAGACGUAAAUCGCGACGCGUCUCUUUGGGCAUGCGACCUAAAUUUUCCAAUUGGUCUAAAGUCAAAGGAGCUUUUAAACGGGAUAAGUCAACCGGACGAGCUGAUUCCAGAGAUGAUUACGUCGAUGUGAUGUGCUACAGCGGUGACGAAACUGGUGAGAAAAUCGAUCCUUACUCGUCCUCCAGUCAUGAAAAUACCGGACAGUUGUCUUCCAGCGAAGAAGAAUUCGAGUUUUAUACCGAUGGAUUUUUUAACGAAGCUGGAAUUGCCUACCAAGUGGACGAUAUCAGUUCCGACUACGGAGCCAAUGGCACUCCUGAGAAUACCCUUAUGAAGAGUAAAUCGGCGAUGCUGCAACCUCAAAGCCAUAAUGUGAAGCUUUGCUACAGUCCGAAUGUCAACAGUGGCUCUCAUAAGAAUCCUUUCAAAUGGUACAGAACCAAGAGCAUAACACCUACUGGUAUCGAAAACGGUAUACAAGAAGCUGUCUCAACCCCUCCCAGUCCUUUCAAAAGUUCCAGAUUUUUAUACGAUGAUGAAUCAGUUUCCAAAAUGAACGACGACGCUUCCGACCUCACCAACCCGGACGAAAUCUUACAAGAAGUACAAAACAAAUACGAAUCUCUGCAGAAACGCCUGUCUCGCGAAUUUUACGAAAAAUACCACGACUGGAGGAAGCUACGAGAUGGAGCAGGCGCCAACGACGAAGACGAUAAAACACUGAUGGAAUUCGACGCCUCCAAACUAGCGCCUUAUCUAGAAGAACGUAAUCUGACCCCCGGGUUCAAGCAGAAAUUUCAAGAAUGGCAGAAACUCAAAGGAUUAUCCCUAUCGCCGACUAGAACAAAAAUUAAUAAGAACGAGAACCCCAAUACGUUGAAGAAAUCCAAGAGCGAUUGGCAUAAAUGGAGACCUGGCAGUAAAUCUGAAAGCAACGUGUUGAGAUUUUUGGAUAAAGAACAAGGUGCUAAACCAAAUCCUCCGGAAAAGAAAGAACUCGCUUGGUUGGAGAAAGAAUUACAGAAGGUGGCCAGGGAGAAGCAAAGGCUGGAGAAAGAGAAGGAGAAGUAUGCUGAAAGAGAAACCAGACUUCAAAACAUGAAACGAGCAAUCAAAUCGGGCCGCAAACGAAAACAAGAAGUAGUUGUACCUACAUCAACCGGCCUGUACCGAUUUCAAGGUAUCUCUUCAAAAUUCACGAGGAAAUUAUACGAAUGGGAAAAAGCCAAAGGGAUUACCGCCGAAUCGUCAACAUUCGCUCUGCUCGAUCCGUACUACAGCGGGCCAAAAAUUCAAAGAAACGUUAAACCACAAAUCAACGAUACAAUAGCAUCGCUGUCAAGAUCACGAUCCGUAGGCAGCGUGGAUGUUGCAGGUGUUGGCACGUCUAUCUUACAAUCUGCUUCUGUGAAUCAUCAGCAGUCUAGUCUUUCUUUAAACGAUAUGGAACAAUUAGAAGAAGCUCAUUUACAAGUGGAGAAUGAUAAUCUUAUGCGGAGUACGGAGCAACUUUUUGACAACGACGAUGAAAAAGAACUUGAUCUCAUCACUAACGAAUCUUUAGAUAUUCCAGAUUACAAUAAAAACCAUGAUAUCUCGCGUAACAUUCCCAUAUUAAGUUCCUCAAACAACCCUUUGCAUGAUUCGGCCUUGAUAUGUGCGGCUAAUUAUUCGAAACAAGUCCGAGACGAUCGUAAGUUAUCAGACGGCUACGGUACCGAUUCGGAAAACCUGUUCUGCGGGUACUCGGGUGAUACAUUGUACGAGAUGUCAUCCGAUAAACGGCAACGAGACAGAGACUCAGCUAACGCGGACGCCGAAAGCAUCGUGAAUCAGAUAAAGAAGCUAAGAGCUGGUACAUCGGUAGACGACGAAGACCGUAUAAACACCUUAACCAAUCUACAACACCUAGCCGAUCAACUUCUAGAAAUGGUCCAUAUAAUGAAUAAUAAGAAGAACGAAAAUGUCGACGAAUUGGCCGGCAGGAUAGCCGAAUUAGCUGUCGAGCUGAAGAGGGAAAUUAAGAAUUUGACUUCGGACGAACUUCAAUCCGAAAAACAAAAGAAAAUUUCUGGUUCGGGAGUCGGCGGCGGUGGUGGCGGUGGCAACGGGGGCGGAUUCUUCUAUCCCGAAGACGUGUACACGGAUACGGAAGGAAACGAGAACGACUCGCCAACGGUUCACUGCACGUUCACCCUACCUUCGUGGCGAGUAAAACACACAACGCCGUCGAGUACGGAAUCGGAAUCUUCGAAUACGAGAAACAAAUACCACCACGCAGAUGCUAAACCCUCGAAAAGCGACCGCCACCGUAAUAAACACUACAAAGAAGCAGAUAACUCUUCCGGCGGAGACGAGAAUUACGACGCGGGAGACGAAACAACCGUUUAUCUCGAUUUACGUAAUAUUUGUAAUAAAAAAGACGCCGCCAUUAUCGGCAUCGGCGCUGGCAGCAGACGCGAGUCCAGCGAUAAUAUUAGCACCAGUAAUUCCGAAUCGUUCCUCAGCAGCGAGCCUAAGAAGACGUACGCGAUGAAACAUUACGAGCCAGUCGAUAACGACGACCAAGUUUUGUAUUGUUCUUUGACUCUCGAUAGUCAUAAAGGUAACGAGAUCAAGACUAAUUACAGUCGAGAGAAGAGAAGCAAUGUGAACGAGUCCAGCUCGAAGACCUCUCAGAUGCAGUACGAAGUGUCCGGGGCAGCUUCAGGAGAACUAGAUAAAUCGCUAACGUCCGAUAAUGAAGAUGAGGCUUUCAAAACCGAAGUCCGAAGCUAUUCGCCGAAACCUCUAUCAUCGAAACGAAAAUGCACUUCUUGCGGUAAAAUCAAACGUAUCUCGAAAUCACGCAAGUCUUCCAACACCUAUUGCCCUUGCGGUAAAAAGGAAACCAGCGCCAAGGUUGACGUAAAGGGUAAAAAAACAGUAGUACCCGAUUUAAUACCUAAUCGAACUCUCGAACCGAUCGAUUUAAACGUAGCGAAAUCAGCAUCUUAUUCGAAUAGCGAAGAUUUAUGCGCGACUAAUCGAAAGUUAGGUAAAAUAUCCAGAUCAAAAGUAUACGAUUUUAAAUCUAUGACCGAUAUCGAUAAAUCGAGCACAGUCAGCGGUGACAUAGGGUGCGGUUCGGAUAAAAAUCUGGUCAACGUUAUCGUACCUACUACUCGUAAAAUAUUCGCUCCUUUGCAACAAGAUGAAAAUGGAGGUGCUUCUGCUGUGGUCAGUUACACGGUCGACGAAUGUAACGAUGAUAUUAAAAACGAUGCGAAGAACGAUGAAAAAGAUCGAGAUCCGAAAUUCAUAGCACCUCCUUGGGUCUCCGAUCGAGCCCAGUCAGCGUCUCCUUCGACUGGUCGUAAAGAUAACAACAGAGACGAAGAUCCAGAUUCGGGUUCUCGUUGUAGGAAGAAACCUAUUCUAGAAAUGCACGCCAGCGUCAAUAAGUUACCUCCUGCUUCGCCUUUGACCACUAAACGUAAUCUUAAUAAAGAUACCACAGGUGUAGGUAAUUCUAGUAUUAAACAGAUGAUAGCUCAUUAUAAUAAACUGAUGGCUGAGAAACCAGAAAGGAGAUCUUCCGAAGGUAACUGUUGGAGUUCUAAUUUACAAAAAUCUCCCGUCCUGGAACGUCGAUACAGGUUCGAGCAUCUGAAAGCAGAAUCCGAUAUCAACUUGAGGAAAUCGAAAAGCGCCGUAUUGAGUGAUAAAUCUAGUAAAUCUUCCAAGACACCGAUGUCCAGCGCUGAUAACAGUACGAAUUGCUUAUCUAAAUCAUCGAGCGCCGGAUCCAUUCAUUACAUGCCGAUCACGUUGGCAAAAUCGGCUCAGGCUUCGUCGAUCAGUCAGUCUAAAAUGGUCGAUGUUAAAAUAGAAGAACCCAAAAUCAACGAACCCCUUACCCAGAACUAUUCGGCCGACGAAUCGCACAACUCGCAGAUCUCCAUUCUCAGCACACCUUCGUCGUUAUCGCCUCUCGAACGCAAUUCAUCCUUCGAAAGCGUCGUAUCGGAAACAAAGCUACGUAAUUUGAGACUACAAGAAGCUAAAAAUAAAUUUUUCAACGAGUACCCGACUAAAAUAACGAUCGAGUAUUUACCCAAACGCGAAUUCCCCCAGCCUAAUGUGAAACAACCUAGUAAAUUAGAUAAUGCUACUCCUAAGCAAGAGCUAAUAGAUUCGCCGACUAAAGAACAAGAACCUAAUUUUAAUCUUUUGUUGAAUAAAUCCGUCAGUACCGGAGCCAUCGAUGACCGGACGAGAACGUUUAAUUUACCAGUAUGUGAAAAAUCUCCGAGUAAGAGUAAGUUUGGCUUUUCUAGCAUAGCUUCCAAGUUUCGUAAAGUUAAAAUGAGAAGGCACGGGCAUAAGGAUCCGGAAAUGAGCGCUGUAUCUAGUCUAUGCCGAGCUAGUUUAUUGGUUAAUUUAGAUAAAGAUGGUAAACCUAUACCGAAGGAGUAUUAUAACUCGAGUAAGAGUUGUCCGUCUUCGCCGGUUAUGCAGAGGAAUAUUUCGAAGAGGAAUUCGUCGUCGAAUUGAUCUAUAUAUUAUUAUUAUUUUUUUUCAUUUUCACAGUCUCUUUUACUCUCUCUUUACCUUGUGUGUUUUUACGCUUGUUAUCGUUGUUCUAUUAUUAUUAUUAUUAUAUGAAAUAAAUGAAAGUAAUAAAA
Messenger RNA from Planococcus citri (citrus mealybug), 5879 nucleotides. RefSeq lists its product as uncharacterized. The record is from RefSeq and is a predicted model, not a curated record. NCBI's taxonomy places the organism in Eukaryota, Metazoa, Arthropoda, Insecta, Hemiptera, Pseudococcidae. The coding region runs from base 739 to 5748 and encodes 1669 amino acids. The transcript has 18 exons.